This is a messenger RNA of Ogataea philodendri, 849 nucleotides long. RefSeq lists its product as uncharacterized. The coding region runs from base 1 to 849 and encodes 282 amino acids. The transcript is spliced from 2 exons. Gene Ontology annotation, molecular function: ATP binding; protein kinase activity. Lineage: Eukaryota; Fungi; Ascomycota; Pichiomycetes; Pichiales; Pichiaceae. The record is from RefSeq and is a predicted model, not a curated record. Gene Ontology annotation, biological process: protein phosphorylation.
AUGGGAAACUACCAAUAUGUCUCAAGACUAUGGCUGGACGGUAAUUCCAAAACUUAUUGGAAAGGGAACCUCUGGCAAGGUGAGUGUGCUGACUCAGUCUCCACUAACUCCAGUAUCCUUUGCAAACUGGACCACCCGAACAUCAUCAAGGUAUACGGAUUGCACGAGAACUACAAAGAGACGUACUUUUACCAGGACCUGGCCAUUGGAGGUGAUCUAUUCUCGUACCUGUGCAACGGCACAGACACUCUGCAUCCUAUUCGAGAACCAGGAGCACUGUUCAUCGUCUUCCAAGUCGCCAUGGCACUUGAGUAUAUCCAUUCGAUGGGGAUCACUCACAGAGACUUGAAGCUGGAUAACGUGCUGAUCAAAGACGUACCCAGCCGCUAUCCACAUAUUGUUCUGGCAGACUUUGGGGCAGCACAGGAGUCGUCAUUCCCCAAACUUAGCAGACCUGCAGAUAGAAUGUACACGAUGAUAGGAACCGCAGAAUACGCCGCGCCCGAAAUUAAAUUGGGGCUCGACCGAAGCCAGAAGGGAUACACCAACAAGGUCGACAUCUGGUCGCUUGGGAUCAUUGCCCAUAUCUUGCUAAGUGGGAUAUCGCCAUUUCACGACGAAACUACCGAAAAAGUGUUCCAAAAAGUUCAAAAAGCUCACAUUGACCUCGAGAUCAAACAAUGGAGGCAUAUAUCUGUGGAGGCGAAGCUAUUCGUGAAAGGGUGUCUACGACCACGAGUGUCGCAGCGAUUCGACAUCCACGAUUGUAUGAGAAGCCAAUGGAUCAACCAAAAGGGCAGACGAAAGCUACUGGACAACUGUUACUCAGCAGUGGUGACCAACAAAUGA